UCAUUUUAUUUUCUAUUUUAUAAGUCUCUAUCAGGAGAAACAAUUAAUUAUAAACGCUUUUGGAGUUUUUUGUGUGAGGAUGCAUCUGAAGUUUGCUGAUAUAAAUACAAAGAAGAUGAAGUGAGAGAGGGUUGAAGAAAACAAGACUUACUACUAGAGAGAGAAAAGAGAAUCAUGGUGAUAAAAAGGAUAGAGAUGUGUAUAGAGCUUAUGAGGAUAGGUGUGGAGUUUGUCGUAGUGGUGGCUGAAACCGUCAAGAUUGCCUGGCGGCAACACCUCAACCACCGCACUCCUCUGCCACCUCAACAUCUCCUCCGCCAGGGCAUUUCCCCUUCUUACCCUUCUCAAUUCAUCUUUGGAUUUCUCCCUUGAAAAUCUGUUUUUUUUGUAAUUUUCACGAAAUCAUUUACCCGCGUUUCUCUUACCUUUUGUCGUGGUGAACUCUUCGAUGUAGUUUUUGUUGAUUCUUGUAACACCUUAAUUAUUUUUUGUUCAAUAAGUUUUGCACUUCU
Brassica napus (rape) is the source of this 512-nucleotide messenger RNA. RefSeq lists its product as uncharacterized. Bases 175 to 372 code for a protein of 65 amino acids. The transcript has a single exon. The record is from RefSeq and is a predicted model, not a curated record. NCBI's taxonomy places the organism in Eukaryota, Viridiplantae, Streptophyta, Magnoliopsida, Brassicales, Brassicaceae.